GAAAAAGCGGUCAUUCAUGAGUACUAUCGGGAGACGUCGAGAACAAAAUUGCCUGCUAGUUAUGGCGAAAAUUAUCAAGUGAUUCCAGUUGGAAGACAUAUCUUGAUACUUUUCUCGUAUAUUUACUCUAAUAACGUUAUCCCCGCAUUAAUAAGCUCGAGAAAGAUUAUUCAUUAUGCCAAAAAAUUUUUGAACAAUUCAAUCUGGCUUCCUGCGAUGCUCGAUACUGGUGUCUUGUAG
Messenger RNA from Funneliformis caledonium, 240 nucleotides. NCBI's taxonomy places the organism in Eukaryota, Fungi, Glomeromycota, Glomeromycetes, Glomerales, Glomeraceae. The record is from the annotation of a GenBank genome assembly.